Molecule: messenger RNA, 497 nt
Organism: Schizosaccharomyces cryophilus OY26
Lineage: Eukaryota; Fungi; Ascomycota; Schizosaccharomycetes; Schizosaccharomycetales; Schizosaccharomycetaceae
Product: TOM complex subunit Tom7
Exons: 2
Coding region: 50-208 (52 amino acids)
Biological process (GO): protein import into mitochondrial matrix; protein insertion into mitochondrial outer membrane
Cellular component (GO): mitochondrial outer membrane translocase complex; mitochondrial outer membrane
Source: RefSeq, a predicted model, not a curated record
UCUAAGGAGCUUCCACCAUACGGAAACCUGUCUUUCACGAAAUACCAAAAUGCAACUUACAGAAGAAUCAAAGGAGCGUCUCAUCAAGGUUUUCAACGUCGGCAAAACUGUCACCCAUUACGGUUGGAUUCCUUUCAUCCUCUGGUUAGGAUACACCCAAAGCUCUCCCAAGCCUCAAUUGAUGCGUGUUAUUAAUCCUUUGGCUUAAAGCUGGAAAAGGCAUUUGAAGAUUUUCAAUGUUUUACCUACUGAGGUACAAAAAUUCAGUCAUCAUUUGAAAGUUUAUGUAAAGCCAUUUUGGUUUCAAAUGAAAUGUUUAUCCUAUUUCUCAUUCUUUGAUUGAACGCGACGCCUCUUGUUGCGCCGAAACGAACAAUAUGCUUAUUCCAAAUAAAACGAAUCCAAUCUGCUUACAAAAGCCUAAGUUAAACAAAUAGCAUGAAUAUUCAUGCAAAUGCACUUUAUGUGUUUGCAGCCCUUGUGAAAUAUCUACCGCU